Messenger RNA from Penicillium daleae, 423 nucleotides. RefSeq lists its product as uncharacterized. The transcript has a single exon. Bases 1 to 423 code for a protein of 140 amino acids. Lineage: Eukaryota; Fungi; Ascomycota; Eurotiomycetes; Eurotiales; Aspergillaceae. The record is from RefSeq and is a predicted model, not a curated record.
AUGGCCCGCGGAGAUGUACGCGCUACACACACAAUUCAACCGAUCGAGGUCCAUGUCAACGGAGACAAAGCUGUGUCUGAGUCCACUGGAAGUAUCAGCAUCCGCUUCACAUCCGACGGCAGUGACUAUGACUGUGUGUCAUACACACGGUUUAUUUCCCGACUUCGACAAUACAACUGUGAAUGGAGAAUUCUUACUCUUGAGGCCAUCUAUGAAUGCGAUAAAAUAACUCCAGUCACGCCACUCAUUCCACCCAUAAUGCAUCUGAAAUGUGAUCUGACGGGCAUGCGAGAGAGUUACAAGUGCAUCGGAUGGCUUUUGAACGGCGAGGGCUUCCUGAUCAAUCCCAAUUUGCCAGGUAUUGACAACCCUUCCUCUAUGGCCAACUUGAUGGAGGACUCUUUGCCAUGGAUCAGAGGCUAG